This is a messenger RNA of Drosophila mauritiana, 9232 nucleotides long. Its product is annotated as mucin-22. NCBI's taxonomy places the organism in Eukaryota, Metazoa, Arthropoda, Insecta, Diptera, Drosophilidae. The record is from RefSeq and is a predicted model, not a curated record. Bases 1 to 9159 code for a protein of 3052 amino acids. The transcript has 2 exons.
AUGCGCUUGUUCCUAGUCGCGGUUUUGGCCGCUUAUUUGGCCUACGCAGCGGCCCAAUCGCAAUCAAAUACGGUAACAGCAGUGGCCACUCCAGUUAUUAAGCCACAGCCAUGUUGUGAAAGUGUUCGGCAAACCCUAAUUGAAAUACGAAAAGAUAUACGCUUGUGGCUGCUGGACAGGCUUUUCGGAAAACUACUUCUUUUGCACGACGGAGAACUUCUCGGCAAUCCAAAUUAUGUGAAUUGUGUCAAUGGAAAAAAGCAGCUACCACUCUUAGAUGGAAGCUCUAUUACAGAUCAGUCUGCAUCUACUAACACUAUAACCAAAAUCAUCAAUGAUGGACUUUCAAGUCAGACUACCACCUCUGCGACUCCUGUCGUAGACGUAACUCAGGGAUCCUCUUCGAAUGGUGAUGGAAACUCUAGCCAGUCCUCGACAACAACUACAACUACAACGACGACAUCUUCCGAUGCUGGCCAAUCCACCACCUCAUCUGACCCCGUUGUGGAAGUCAGUCAAGGAACAAACGGCGAUAACAGCUCCACUCAGUCUUCGUCAUCCACCACAACAACGACAUCUUCAGAUGAGGGCCAAACUACCACUUCUUCGGCUCCUGUCGUAGAAGUAUCUCAGGGAUCCUCUUCGAAUGGUGAUGGAAACUCUAGCCAGUCCUCGACAACGACGACAACCACGUCUACGACUUCUUCCGAUGCUGGCCAAUCUACCACCUCAUCUGACCCCGUUGUGGAAGUCAGUCAAGGAACAAACGGCGAUAACAGCUCCACUCAGUCUUCGUCAUCCACCACAACAUCGACAUCUUCAGAUGAGGGCCAAACUAACUCCUCUCCGACUCCUGUCGAAGAAGUAACUCAGGGAUCCUCUUCGAAUGGUGAUGGAAACUCUAGCCAGUCCUCGACAACAACUACGACUACAACGACGACGUCUUCCGAUGCUGGCCAAUCCACCACCUCAUCUGACCCCGUUGUGGAAGUCAGUCAAGGAACAAACGGCGAUAACAGCUCCACUCAGUCUUCGUCAUCCACCACAACAACGACAUCUUCAGAUGAGGGCCAAACUACCACUUCUUCGGCUCCUGUCGAAGAAGUAACUCAGGGAUCCUCUUCGAAUGGUGAUGGAAACUCUAGCCAGUCCUCGACAACAACUACGACUACAACGACGACGUCUUCCGAUGCUGGCCAAUCCACCACCUCAUCUGACCCCGUUGUGGAAGUCAGUCAAGGAACAAACGGCGAUAACAGCUCCACUCAGUCUUCGUCAUCCACCACAACAACGACAUCUUCAGAUGAGGGCCAAACUACCACUUCUUCGGCUCCUGUCGUAGAAGUAUCUCAGGGAUCCUCUUCGAAUGGUGAUGGAAACUCUAGCCAGUCCUCGACAACGACGACAACCACGUCUACGACUUCUUCCGAUGCUGGCCAAUCUACCACCUCAUCUGACCCCGUUGUGGAAGUCAGUCAAGGAACAAACGGCGAUAACAGCUCCACUCAGUCUUCGUCAUCCACCACAACAACGACAUCUUCAGAUGAGGGCCAAACUAACUCCUCUUCGGCUCCUGUCGAAGAAGUAACUCAGGGAUCCUCUUCGAAUGGUGAUGGAAACUCUAGCCAGUCCUCGACAACAACUACGACUACAACGACGACGUCUUCCGAUGCUGGCCAAUCCACCACCUCAUCUGACCCCGUUGUGGAAGUCAGUCAAGGAACAAACGGCGAUAACAGCUCCACUCAGUCUUCGUCAUCCACCACAACAACGACAUCUUCAGAUGAGGGCCAAACUAACUCCUCUUCGGCUCCUGUCGAAGAAGUAACUCAGGGAUCCUCUUCGAAUGGUGAUGGAAACUCUAGCCAGUCCUCGACAACAACUACGACUACAACGACGACGUCUUCCGAUGCUGGCCAAUCCACCACCUCAUCUGACCCCGUUGUGGAAGUCAGUCAAGGAACAAACGGCGAUAACAGCUCCAAUCAGUCUUCGUCAUCCACCACAACAUCGACAUCUUCAGAUGAGGGCCAAACUAACUCCUCUUCGGCUCCUGUCGAAGAAGUAACGCAGGGAUCCUCUUCGAAUGGUGAUGGAAACUCUAGCCAGUCCUCGACAACAACUACAACUACAACGACGACAUCUUCCGAUGCUGUCCAAUCCACCACCUCAUCUGACCCCGUUGUGGAAGUCAGUCAAGGAACAAACGGCGAUAACAGCUCCACUCAGUCUUCGUCUUCCACCACAACAACGACAUCUUCAGAUGAGGGCCAAACUAACUCCUCUUCGGCUCCUGUCGAAGAAGUAACUCAGGGAUCCUCUUCGAAUGGUGAUGGAAACUCUAGCCAGUCCUCGACAACAACUACAACUACAACGACGACAUCUUCCGAUGCUGGCCAAUCCACCACCUCAUCUGACCCCGUUGUGGAAGUCAGUCAAGGAACAAACGGCGAUAACAGCUCCACUCAGUCUUCGUCAUCCACCACAACAACGACAUCUUCAGAUGAGGGCCAAACUACCACUUCUUCGGCUCCUGUCGUAAAAGUAUCUCAGGGAUCCUCUUCGAAUGGUGAUGGAAACUCUAGCCAGUCCUCGACAACGACGACAACCACGUCUACGACAUCUUCCGAUGCUGGCCAAUCCACCACCUCAUCUGACCCCGUUGUGGAAGUCAGUCAAGGAACAAACGGCGAUAACAGCUCCACUCAGUCUUCGUCUUCCACCACAACAACGACAUCUUCAGAUGAGGGCCAAACUAACUCCUCUUCGGCUCCUGUCGAAGAAGUAACUCAGGGAUCCUCUUCGAAUGGUGAUGGAAACUCUAGCCAGUCCUCGACAACAACUACAACUACAACGACGACAUCUUCCGAUGCUGGCCAAUCCACCACCUCAUCUGACCCCGUUGUGGAAGUCAGUCAAGGAACAAACGGCGAUAACAGCUCCACUCAGUCUUCGUCAUCCACCACAACAUCGACAUCUUCAGAUGAGGGCCAAACUAACUCCUCUCCGACUCCUGUCGAAGAAGUAACUCAGGGAUCCUCUUCGAAUGGUGAUGGAAACUCUAGCCAGUCCUCGACAACAACUACGACUACAACGACGACGUCUUCCGAUGCUGGCCAAUCCACCACCUCAUCUGACCCCGUUGUGGAAGUCAGUCAAGGAACAAACGGCGAUAACAGCUCCACUCAGUCUUCGUCAUCCACCACAACAACGACAUCUUCAGAUGAGGGCCAAACUACCACUUCUUCGGCUCCUGUCGUAGAAGUAUCUCAGGGAUCCUCUUCGAAUGGUGAUGGAAACUCUAGCCAGUCCUCGACAACAACUACAACUACAACGACGACAUCUUCCGAUGCUGGCCAAUCCACCACCUCAUCUGACCCCGUUGUGGAAGUCAGUCAAGGAACAAACGGCGAUAACAGCUCCACUCAGUCUUCGUCAUCCACCACAACAUCGACAUCUUCAGAUGAGGGCCAAACUAACUCCUCUCCGACUCCUGUCGAAGAAGUAACUCAGGGAUCCUCUUCGAAUGGUGAUGGAAACUCUAGCCAGUCCUCGACAACAACUACAACUACAACGACGACAUCUUCCGAUGCUGGCCAAUCCACCACCUCAUCUGACCCCGUUGUGGAAGUCAGUCAAGGAACAAACGGCGAUAACAGCUCCACUCAGUCUUCGUCAUCCACCACAACAUCGACAUCUUCAGAUGAGGGCCAAACUAACUCCUCUCCGACUCCUGUCGAAGAAGUAACUCAGGGAUCCUCUUCGAAUGGUGAUGGAAACUCUAGCCAGUCCUCGACAACAACUACAACUACAACGACGACAUCUUCCGAUGCUGGCCAAUCCACCACCUCAUCUGACCCCGUUGUGGAAGUCAGUCAAGGAACAAACGGCGAUAACAGCUCCACUCAGUCUUCGUCAUCCACCACAACAUCGACAUCUUCAGAUGAGGGCCAAACUAACUCCUCUCCGACUCCUGUCGAAGAAGUAACUCAGGGAUCCUCUUCGAAUGGUGAUGGAAACUCUAGCCAGUCCUCGACAACAACUACAACUACAACGACGACAUCUUCCGAUGCUGGCCAAUCCACCACCUCAUCUGACCCCGUUGUGGAAGUCAGUCAAGGAACAAACGGCGAUAACAGCUCCAGUCACUCCACUCAGUCUUCGUCAUCCACCACAACAUCGACAUCUUCAGAUGAGGGCCAAACUAACUCCUCUCCGACUCCUGUCGAAGAAGUAACUCAGGGAUCCUCUUCGAAUGGUGAUGGAAACUCUAGCCAGUCCUCGACAACAACUACAACUACAACGACGACAUCUUCCGAUGCUGGCCAAUCCACCACCUCAUCUGACCCCGUUGUGGAAGUCAGUCAAGGAACAAACGGCGAUAACAGCUCCACUCAGUCUUCGUCAUCCACCACAACAACGACAUCUUCAGAUGAGGGCCAAACUAACUCCUCUUCGGCUCCUGUCGAAGAAGUAACUCAGGGAUCCUCUUCGAAUGGUGAUGGAAACUCUAGCCAGUCCUCGACAACAACUACGACUACAACGACGACGUCUUCCGAUGCUGGCCAAUCCACCACCUCAUCUGACCCCGUUGUGGAAGUCAGUCAAGGAACAAACGGCGAUAACAGCUCCAAUCAGUCUUCGUCAUCCACCACAACAUCGACAUCUUCAGAUGAGGGCCAAACUAACUCCUCUUCGGCUCCUGUCGAAGAAGUAACGCAGGGAUCCUCUUCGAAUGGUGAUGGAAACUCUAGCCAGUCCUCGACAACAACUACAACUACAACGACGACAUCUUCCGAUGCUGUCCAAUCCACCACCUCAUCUGACCCCGUUGUGGAAGUCAGUCAAGGAACAAACGGCGAUAACAGCUCCACUCAGUCUUCGUCUUCCACCACAACAACGACAUCUUCAGAUGAGGGCCAAACUAACUCCUCUCCGACUCCUGUCGAAGAAGUAACUCAGGGAUCCUCUUCGAAUGGUGAUGGAAACUCUAGCCAGUCCUCGACAACAACUACAACUACAACGACGACAUCUUCCGAUGCUGGCCAAUCCACCACCUCAUCUGACCCCGUUGUGGAAGUCAGUCAAGGAACAAACGGCGAUAACAGCUCCACUCAGUCUUCGUCAUCCACCACAACAACGAUAUCUUCAGAUGAGGGCCAAACUACAACCUCUUCGGCUCCUGUCGUAGAAGUAUCUCAGGGAUCCUCUUCGAAUGGUGAUGGAAACUCUAGCCAGUCCUCGACAACGACGACAACCACGUCUACGACAUCUUCCGAUGCUGGCCAAUCUACCACCUCAUCUGACCCCGUUGUGGAAGUCAGUCAAGGAACAAACGGCGAUAACAGCUCCACUCAGUCUUCGUCAUCCACCACAACAACGACAUCUUCAGAUGAGGGCCAAACUACCACCUCUUCGGCUCCUGUCGUAGAAGUAUCUCAGGGAUCCUCUUCGAAUGGUGAUGGAAACUCUAGCCAGUCCUCGACAACGACGACAACCACGUCUACGACAUCUUCCGAUGCUGGCCAAUCUACCACCUCAUCUGACCCCGUUGUGGAAGUCAGUCAAGGAACAAACGGCGAUAACAGCUCCACUCAGUCUUCGUCAUCCACCACAACAACGACGUCUUCAGAUGAGGGCCAAACGACCUCCUCUUCGGCUCCUGUCGUAGAAGUAACUCAGGGAUCCUCUUCGAAUGGUGAUGGAAACUCUACCCAGUCCUCGACAACAACUACCACUACAACGACGACGUCUUCCGAUGCUGGCCAAUCUACAACCUCAUCUGACCCCGUUGUGGAAGUCAGUCAAGGAACAAACGGCGAUAACAGCUCCACUCAGUCUGCGUCAUCCACCACAACAACGACGUCUUCAGAUGAGGGGCAAACGACCUCCUCUUCGGCUCCUGUCGUAGAAGUAACUCAGGGAUCCUCUUCGAAUGGUAGUGGAAACUCUUCCCAGUCCUCGACAACGACGACAACUACAACGACGAUAUCUUCCGAUGCUGGCCAAUCUACCACCUCAUCUGACCCCGUUGUGGAAGGCACUCAAGGAACAAACGACGAUAACAGCUCCACUCAGUCUUCGUCAUCCACCACAACAACGACAUCUUCAGAUGAGGGGCAAACGACCUCCUCUUCGGCUCCUGUCGUAGAAGUAACUCAGGGAUCCUCUUCGAAUAGUAGUGGAAACUCUUCCCAGUCCUCGACAACGACGACAACUACAACGACGAUAUCUUCCGAUGCUGGCCAAUCUACCACCUCAUCUGACCCCGUUGUGGAAGGCACUCAAGGAACAAACGACGAUAACAGCUCCACUCAGUCUUCGUCAUCCACCACAACAACGACAUCUUCAGAUGAGGGCCAAACUACCUCCUCUUCGGCUCCUGUCGUAGAAGUAACUCAGGGAUCCUCUUCAAAUGGUGAUGGAAACUCUUCCCAGUCCUCGACAACAACUACCACUACAACGACGACAUCUUCCGAUGCUGGCCAAUCCACCAGCUCAUCUGACCCCGUUGUGGAAGUCAGUCAAGGAACAAACGGCGAUGGCAGCUCCACUCAGUCUUCGUCAUCCACCACAACAACGACAUCUUCAGAUGAGGGCCAAACUACCUCCUCUUCGGCUCCUGUCGUAGAAGUAACUCAGGGAUCCUCUUCGAAUGGUAAUGGAAACUCUUCCCAGUCCUCGACAACAACUACCACUACAACGACGACAUCUUCCGAUGCUGGCCAAUCCACCAGCUCAUCUGACCCCGUUGUGGAAGUCAGUCAAGGAACAAACGGCGAUGGCAGCUCCACUCAGUCUUCGUCAUCCACCACAACAACGACAUCUUCAGAUGAGGGCCAAACUACCUCCUCUUCGGCUCCUGUCGUAGAAGUAACUCAGGGAUCCUCUUCGAAUGGUAAUGGAAACUCUUCCCAGUCCUCGACAACAACUACCACUACAACGACGACAUCUUCCGAUGCUGGCCAAUCCACCAGCUCAUCUGACCCCGUUGUGGAAGUCAGUCAAGGAACAAACGGCGAUGGCAGCUCCACUCAGUCUUCGUCAUCCACUACAACAACGAAGGAAAUAUCUUUAAAGGAUAAUGGAAGCCCUAAGUGGAAUAAAACGACAAAAACGUACUCUUCAAAAACUAUCAGAAUUCCGAAGUCAGGAAGAAAGUUAAAUUCUAGUUCUAGCGAAACUUCAACAACCGUAACGUCAAGUUCUUCCUCAAAGCCACAGACCAAAUAUUCGUGGUCAAGCUCUUCAAGGAAAUCGUAUAAUGGUGGCAAGUCUAAGAAAUAUUGGACCAAGCGGUGGACUAAAAAAUCACGCAAAAAUAACAAUGGAAGCUCCACUAUUGUUGUACAGGAAUCAUCUGACUCACUAACAGAUGCUGGAGUUGCUGUCACCCAAGGAAAUGAUUUAAGCAAUGAGGGAAAUUCGGGUCAGUCUACAGUUAUCUCAUCUCUUCCUGUUGUAGAUACUAUUGCAGAUAAUCAGAACAGCGAAUCAAGCUUAACAUCAAGUGAAAAUACAACAAAAUACUCUUCAAAAUCCUCCAAGGUCCCCAAGUCUAAUGGUGGUCAGUCGAGUAUAAGCUCUAGCAAAACUACAAAAACCGUAACGACAAGCACUUCCUCAACACCCAACGUUAGGAGCUCAUCAAAGAAAACUUCCAAUAGUGGAAAAUCGGUCAAGACUUCUUCGACCACUAUAACAACAACUUCUUCAGAUCAGGGCCAAUCCAGCUCAGGAUUAUCCCCUGUUGUAAAGAUCAUACAGGGAAUCCCACAAAACGAUAUUGAAAGCUUAAAUCAGGUCACCACAACGACAACAUCAUCUGAGAACCAAGUCGGCGUACCUUCUUCCCCUGUUGUUAAAGUAACGAAGAAAACUUAUUUAAGCAAAGAUGGAAAGACCACCCGGUCAUCAACCACCACAACAACAACUACCACGACCAAAGGAAGUAAACAGUCAGGUACCUUAACUCUUCCGGCGGUCGAUGCCAGCAUAGCCAUUAACGGCGAUGAGUCCGGUUCAGCAUCUAUUAAAGAUACAAACAUUUUGUCAAAGAUAGAUCUGAGUCUGCCUAAACUGGAUGCCAGCCUAAAUGUUAAUGGUGGAAAGUCAAGCUCAACAUCGACAAAGACAACUACGACAACAUCCACAAAGGGAAGUAAAUCAUCCUUGUCUCUACCGGAAGUUGAUGCCAGCAUAAGCGUUAACGGCGAUGAGUCCCGCUCAGCAUCUAUUAAAGAUACAAACAUUUUGUCAAAGAUAGACUUGAGUCUGCCUAAACUGGAUGGCAGCCUAAAUGUUAAUGGUGGAAAGUCAAGCUCAACAUCGACAACGACAACUACAACAACAUCAUCAAAAGGAAGUAAAACGUCUAAAAUUUUGACUGUACCGAAAAUUGCUGCCGGCAUAUCUAUCGAUGGCGGAAUAACAGGUUCGACAUCAACUAAAACUAUUAAGAUUACGUCAAAGAACUUUGUAGCACCGAAAUCCAUUUCCUCUUCCAAAACUACGACCACAACCACUACAUCGAAGACUUCAUCGGUCCCUAAAACAGAGUCCAAAUACUCCUGGUCUAGUUCGUCGAAGAAAAUAUCCAAUCCCAUUCGCUUAACCCUACCUACCAUUAACGCAGGUAUUUCUGUUAGCGGAGGAGAUUCGUCGGGUUCCUGGUCUAAGCUAAUCAAGAGGAGCACCAACAGCGCCGAGACGAAUGCCAACGAUGGUCCAUCCCUUUCCGGUUCUAUUGGAUCCGGUGCAGGUGGAUCUCAAUCUGCUGAAUCCUGGUCUCAACGUUCAGGAUUUUCGGGUGACAGUUCUAGUGUCCAGGGAUCACCGGACAUUCGUAUUCGAUUGGCCAGAGGACAGACAGGAAACGAUGCUCAGUCGCAAAACUCGAAUUCUUGGACCCGAAGCGCUACACAAGGCAGUGAAAACUUGGCUAAUGGAGCAAUGUCCGGCAAUGGUCUCAAUUUGGAGGGUUCAGAGAGUUCCGGUGGUGUGGCAACUACGAUCCCAGGUGGCUCUGUCGGUGUAACCGGACAAUAUCCAUACUGGUGGGGCAACGGCCGUUGGGUGGGUGUUGGAGCCAGGCCCAGUUGGCGAUAUGGAUGGCGUCCUUAUGGAAGCGGUUGGGGCGGAUGGAACAAUCAAUAUUAGAGUUCGUCCUUGUGAAUGGAUAGGGCCCAGAUUAAACGGCUCAUGACUUUAAUGUACACGAUUGUGAAAUAUA